AUGGCGGAAACAACGAACAAACUCAAAGGCCACGUCGUGAUACUACCUUACCCAGUUCAAGGCCACCUCAACCCCAUGGUUCAGUUCGCUAAACGUCUCGUCUCCAAAGGAGUCAAAGUCACAAUCGCCACCACCACCUACACCGCCUCCUCCAUCACCACGCCGUCAGUCUCCGUCGAGCCAAUCUCCGACGGAUACGAUUUCAUCCCCAUAGCUACCCCCGGUUUCAGCGUCGACGACUACGCCGAAUCCUUCCAGCUCAUCGGAUCCGAAACCCUAACACGCGUCAUCGAGAAAUUCAAAUCCACCGAUUCCCCGAUCGAUUGCUUAGUCUACGACUCGUUUCUUCCUUGGGGACUCGAAGUCGCCAGAUCUAAUUCGAUCUCAGCCGCUUCCUUCUUCACCAACAACCUCACCGUCUGUUCCGUGCUUCGUAAAUUCUCCAACGGAGACUUUCCUCUCCCCGCCGAUCCCGAUUCGUCGCCGUAUCUGGUCCGCGGAUUGCCGGCGUUGAGCUACGACGAGCUUCCUUCCUUCAUGGGACGACACUGGUUGAGCCACGGUGGACACGGACGGAUUCUUCUCAAUCAGUUCCCUAACCAUGAAAACGCCGAUUGGCUCUUCGUCAAUGGCUUCCACGGCUUGGAAACACAAGAUUGUGAAAUUGGAGAAUCAGAGGCGAUGAGAGCGACGUUGAUCGGACCGAUGAUCCCAUCUGCGUACCUCGACGAACGAUUAGAAGACGAUAAAGACUAUGGCGCGAGUCUCUUGAAGCCAAUCUCUGAGGAAUGUAUGGAGUGGCUCGGGACUAAGCCGGCAAAGUCAGUGGCGUUCGUUUCGUUUGGCUCCUUUGGGAUCCUCUUUGAGAAACAGCUCGCGGAGAUAGCAACCGCUCUGCAAGAAUCGGGCUUGAGCUUCUUGUGGGUGAUCAAAGAAGCUCACGUCGAGAAACUGCCUGAAGGGUUUGUGGAAGCGACGAGAGACAGAGCGAUGCUGGUUUCUUGGUGUAACCAGCUUGAGGUUUUGUCGCAUGAGUCGAUCGGUUGCUUUUUGACUCACUGUGGUUGGAACUCGACGCUGGAAGGUUUGAGUUUGGGUGUGCCGAUGGUUGGUGUGCCUCAGUGGAGUGAUCAGAUGUGUGAUGCUAAGUUUGUGGAGGAGGUUUGGAGAGUUGGGUACAGAGCGAAGGAGGAAGGUGGAGAUGGAGUUGUGAAGAGUGGAGAGGUGGUGAGGUGUUUGAAAGGAGUGAUGGAAGGAGAGAGUAGUGUGGAGAUUAGAGAGAGUGCUAAGAAGUGGAAAGGUUUGGCUGUGAAGGCUAUGAGUGAAGGAGGAAGCUCUGAUCGGAGCAUUGACAAGUUUGUGGAGAGUUUAAGGAAGUAA
Microthlaspi erraticum is the source of this 1380-nucleotide messenger RNA. The record is from the annotation of a GenBank genome assembly. Lineage: Eukaryota; Viridiplantae; Streptophyta; Magnoliopsida; Brassicales; Brassicaceae.